UUCGAACACUAUUGAGGCGAGAUGUAAUUUUGGACCCAGCUCGAUCGGCUUAAUUGAUGCCUUCGGUCGAACAGGUUGUGUACCCUAAUAAUUAUGGCUCGAGCGGUGGCGGCCGAGCCCGCAGAUAAAAAGUAAUGUCGGGUACAGAGGCAGACCGAGUCGGCCGGCUUGGAGGAGGAGAUGAAGACGAGAGCAAAGAGCGCCGAAGCCACCGCGACGGCGAUGAAGCCCAAAGUUGCCCCUACCAAGAAGAAAUCCAGGAAGAAGCCGUCGGCCUCCUCCUCUGCCAAGGACGAUCACCGCGACAAGCCCAAGAAGCCUCCCACUGCUUUUUUCUACUACCUGGAAGAUUUUCGGAAGACUUACCAACAAGAAAAUCCAAAUGUCAAAUCCAUGCGGGAUAUUGGUAAGGCAUGUGGGGAGAAGUGGAAAACAAUGUCAUUUGAGGAAAAGGUUGCCUACUAUGACAUAGCUACAGAAAAACGAGCUGAGUUUGAGAAGGCCAUGGCAGCAUAUAUCAAGAGAAAGGAAAGCGGUGAGAUUUCCGAGGAAUCUGAUGACUAUGAGUAAGUGGGAUGAAACCCGGAGAUGGAUUAGAUGAAAAUUCAUUGCUUGUAAAUUAUAUUUGUCUGUUCUAUUAGAAUUGGAAGCUUGAGCUGCUGUCUCCGAUGUUUUUUCACCCUUGAAUAAGUGUAUAUCCGUACCUCAACUCUUGCCAUCUGUUCUUGAUUUGAACAAUUUCAAAUGCACCGGUUUGCAUUGCACAAACAUAUGUUCUCAUGUGUUAUUCAAGUUGUAAGAAUUAAUGUC
Molecule: messenger RNA, 810 nt
Organism: Musa acuminata subsp. malaccensis (wild Malaysian banana)
Lineage: Eukaryota; Viridiplantae; Streptophyta; Magnoliopsida; Zingiberales; Musaceae
Product: high mobility group B protein 14
Source: RefSeq, a predicted model, not a curated record